AUGCCCGACACAAGCUACGCCGCCAAGGCGAAGUAUAGCUUCCUGGACGACUACAGCGAAGGCGCUCACCCACGGCUCCUGGAGGCACUCAUUACUAGCAACCACACUCAGGAAACCGGAUACGGUAAUGACAGAUACUCGGCCGAGGCCAAGAGAAAUAUUCGUGCCCACCUAGGCCGCGACGAUGUUGGAGUCUUCUUCGUCCCCAGCGGUACGUCGGCCAAUGCCAUCUCCAUUGCUGCGUGCCUUCGACCGCACGAGGCGGUAAUCGCCGCCAGCUCCGGUCACAUUGUCACGAGGGAGACUGGCGCCGUCGAGGCGAGCGGCCACAAGAUCAUCAACGUGCCCCCGACGAAUGGCAAGUUGACGCCCGAGACCAUCACCAAGGCGCUGGACGACAAUUGGCACUUCCCGCACAUGGCCAAGCCUCGGCUGGUGUACAUCUCCAACGCCACCGAGGUGGGCACCGUCUACUCCAAGGAAGAACUGACGGCCAUCAAGGCGCUCUGCGAGUUGAAGGGACUCUUGCUGUUCAUGGACGGUGCCCGCGUCGGCGCCGCCCUCACCUCGACAAAGAACGACAUGACACUUGCCGACAUUCUCGAGCUGACCGACAUCUUCUGGAUCGGGGGCACCAAGAACGGCGCGUUGCUCGGCGAGGCUGUGAUUGUGAAGCACCCCGGGCUCGCGGAGGAUUUCGACUUUUACAUCAAGCAGCACGGGUCCCUCCUGGCCAAGAGCCGCAUCAUGGGCGUCGAGUUUGCCGAGCUCUUCCGAGGCGACCUGUACUACGACCUCGCUCGACGGGCAAACGGCGCGGCGGAGAAGCUGUCGCGGACCAUUGUCGGGGCCGGCUACAUGCUGCGCGCGGAGACGGAGACGAACCAGGUGUUUGCCAUCCUCCCGACGGAUCUCGUGCAGGAGCUGCAAAAGGACUUUUCAUUCUACGUCUGGGAAAAGUGCGGCGAGGAUUGGGCCGUGGUGCGACUUCUCACCACCUGGGCCACGGACGUCGGGCAGCUGGAGAAGUUCAACCAGACGGUGCUGGGCUGGGCUCCGUAA
Molecule: messenger RNA, 1062 nt
Organism: Metarhizium album ARSEF 1941
Lineage: Eukaryota; Fungi; Ascomycota; Sordariomycetes; Hypocreales; Clavicipitaceae
Product: Pyridoxal phosphate-dependent transferase, major domain protein
Exons: 1
Coding region: 1-1062 (353 amino acids)
Biological process (GO): glycine biosynthetic process; L-threonine catabolic process
Cellular component (GO): cytosol
Molecular function (GO): L-allo-threonine aldolase activity
Source: RefSeq, a predicted model, not a curated record